AUGUGCACCCAAGCCAACAGAUUGGACUCUACCUCCCCGUUGUUUUUUGUAUCUCAGAUGGCCGUGAAUGUACAAAGACGGCAUAGAGGACAUAGUUUAUUCUUCACCCCACUUUCUGAGGCAACAGAACCAUCCAUAAGCAAUACUCGUCCAGCUGCGAGGAGACAGACAAGGACAAAUGACCCAAAUAACGACAACUUUGGGUCAAACCCGCCCUCUGGGCGUAUUCCUCGAUCAUCCUCUUCUCCCCUGCUAUAUCAAGUUCCGGCUCACAGCUCAGGUAGCCUUCGUGGGUAUCCAACUCACGAACAACAAACAACAAAACAUCCUCCAUUAACAAACUCGCGCUCUCAUUCCAAUCUACCCCGCGUUAGGUCGGGCUCGCAACCACUACAUCCUUUUUAUUCCCAGCCACCACCAUCUCCUCAGUCACUCAUUCAGCCCAAAUUCGGAAAUUCUAGUCAGUAUAGUGGAUCAGACGCCGAAGACGACGAAGACAAUACCGAAGGGGAACUUUUAUCAUUACGAAACAGGAGAGGCAAAGCCUCCACUCGCAAAACCUCGAGUCCGCUAGUAUCGUCCACUUCUGUUCAUACUAGUGGAAUGGUUCGGAGACGGACAGUUGCAGAACCACAAGAAGAAGAGCCUCAUGAAAUGCACAUGGAUAAGCAGUCAUUUUCCAUCGGAUUUAGUGGGAAUACGAUCCAUUGGAGUAUCAAUAUUGCCCGUAUCAUGCCCAUUCUCUUUCAGUGUCUCAGAGUGCUCGCGGUCAUCCCAGCGUCUGUCGAAACGCUAGGCUUAUUGGCGCGGGUCUAUAAUCCAAUACGAGCCUAUGGUAAUGAGAACACGAGACUUGACUAUGUCGCCGCAGCAGCAUGGGUGAGUAUGCCUUCCUCACUGGUCGCAGCUGCGUUGCUCAUCAGCCCAAUACCAGAGCAUCCUAACUGCUUUUCAAUGCCUGUCCUUUACCACAGGACUCUUGAAUAG
This is a messenger RNA of Acaulospora colombiana, 987 nucleotides long. The record is from the annotation of a GenBank genome assembly. NCBI's taxonomy places the organism in Eukaryota, Fungi, Glomeromycota, Glomeromycetes, Diversisporales, Acaulosporaceae.